Molecule: messenger RNA, 1557 nt
Organism: Gilbertella persicaria
Lineage: Eukaryota; Fungi; Mucoromycota; Mucoromycetes; Mucorales; Choanephoraceae
Product: cytochrome P450
Exons: 8
Coding region: 1-1557 (518 amino acids)
Molecular function (GO): oxidoreductase activity, acting on paired donors, with incorporation or reduction of molecular oxygen; heme binding; iron ion binding
Source: RefSeq, a predicted model, not a curated record
AUGUCUCUUCAAACUCAACUCUCAGUUCAAAAACUACUUGAUCUUUAUCAAGCCUACAUUGUGCCUCGCCUCACCCAAAAGAACAAGACAAUUGGUAUCAGUACUGCUGUUGCUCUGUCUUUAGUCUACUUUAUUCGUAAUCGUAUCUUGAAACCACCCAAGUCAUUGCGUCGUAUUCCAUAUAUUGGUUAUUUUACCAUCUUGGGCUCUUUUAUACGAGGUGAAUCUCAAUGGGACUUUGAUCAUCGAGUCUUGUUUCCUAUGCUUGAGUCUAAAUGCAAAGACGGUAUUUAUAUGAAACCUACUGCACUUGGUUGGACUAUCUUUGUUACUACACCUGAACAUGCUAAAGUUGUCUUCCUCAAGACAGUCAUGGGCAGAUUUGUUAAUGGCCCCAACCUCGUCUUUUUGAAUGGUCCUCAUUGGAAAUCACAAAGAAAAGUAGCUAAUCCUGCCUUUCAUCGAUCGAUGCCGGUCAAUUUGUUUGGCCAAUUGACCUUGAAACUCUUUGAUGUGAUUGAAAAAGAUGGCCCUAAGGUUGAUUUCUCUGAUUUGAUGCAAAGAUGGACAUUGGAUGCAAUUGGCCAAGCAGGCUUUGGAUUUAAUUUCAAUGCACUAGGUGAUAAAGACAACGAUUGGGUCAAGACAUACAACACAAUCAAUGAAGGCUCCACUAGUAUUCUUUACGGUGUCUUUCCUGGUCUUGAUAAUCGAAACUCGUUCUUCUUACCUCCUCGACGUCGUACAAUUCACCGUGAACUAGAUCGCUUUCUUGGUAUGAUCGACCAAGUCAUCUUGAAAAAAAGAGAGCAAGUCGCCAAGGGCAACCUACAAAACGACGCACUUCAAGAAAACGAAAAAGACUUGUUGACAUUGAUGAUUGAAAGUGAACAAAGAGGAGAAGGUGUCUUGUCAGACGAAGAACUUAAAAGCAAUGUCUGUAUUUUCUUUUUAGCUGGUCAUGAUACAACAGCAAACACAUUGUGUGUGAUUGUUCUUUAUUUGGCUCUUUAUCCAGAAAUGCAACAAAAAGCAAGAGAAGAAGCCUUUCGCGUCUUGGGUGAUGAGCCUAGAGAUAUCUUGCCUACCUUAGACCAAACCAAAGAAUUAACAUACAUUAACCAAAUCAUGAAAGAGGCAUUACGUAUUCGUGGUCCUGCUCCCCGUGGUAUCCCUCGUCAAGUCACUGAAGAUAUUGUCUUGUCUGACAAACCUAUUCCCAAGAACUCUUUAAUUUCAGUGGACCUGUUUGGUAUUCAUCACAACAAGCGUGUCUGGAAAGACCCUGAAGUCUUUGAUCCUGACCGAUUUGAUGAAGACAAUGAGAACAAUGGUCCUAGACCAGGCAUGGCUUGGGUUCCCUUUAGUAACGGUGCUCGUCAAUGUAUUGGCAUGAAUUUCAGUUUAUAUGAACAGCGCGUCUUGUUAGCUAUGCUUUUGAGAAAGUACAUUUGGACACUGCCUGAAGAUUCUAUCCAUAAGCAUGGUAUUAUCAGUCAAGGUCAUGGCAUUGUUGGUCCUGCUCAAGUCAAUAUCAAUUUUAAAAAGAGAUUUUAG